Candoia aspera is the source of this 531-nucleotide messenger RNA. It is a transcript of the gene FANCD2OS, whose product is annotated as FANCD2 opposite strand. Lineage: Eukaryota; Metazoa; Chordata; Lepidosauria; Squamata; Candoiidae. The transcript has a single exon. The record is from RefSeq and is a predicted model, not a curated record. Bases 1 to 531 code for a protein of 176 amino acids.
AUGGCCAGUGGGUACCAGCUGUGGGCACCCUGGUCCCCAUUGGAUGAAUCCCUGCGAUGGCUGCGGGGCGCUGUGCCCAGACCCAGCAGCACUAAACACCCUUUCCGGGGAGGACAGAGCCCAGCCACUGCCACUGACCUGGAAGUGCAACUUUGCUUCCAGGGGCUCAGUCUGGUGCUAGAGUCUAGUGCUAAGACUGGAACGAGGCAGCCGCUAGCCUCCAGAAUGGCAGGAGAGACCAGGGGAUGCAAUGGGGCUGUGCACAAACCACAGGCGGUGAGGCUUAUAGGACUCGACUCAGUCUUCGGGCAUCUUGUGACCGCACAGCCUCCCCACUGGACUGGCUCAUUGAGGGUCUCGGAGCGUUCAGCCUUCUGUCAAGUGAUAAGUCCCCAGCAACGCAGACCUCAUGGCCUCCGGGAACCACAGGUGCACAUGGCUAUGGCCAUGUGCCGACAAAUGCUGCGGGCCAUUCUCUUGCUCUAUGCUGCCUACAAAAAAUGUGCCUUUGCCUUGCAACAUUCCCGCUAG